This is a messenger RNA of Orbicella faveolata, 2967 nucleotides long. RefSeq lists its product as uncharacterized. Gene Ontology annotation, molecular function: phosphatidylinositol binding. Gene Ontology annotation, biological process: early endosome to late endosome transport; endosome to lysosome transport; protein targeting to lysosome. NCBI's taxonomy places the organism in Eukaryota, Metazoa, Cnidaria, Anthozoa, Scleractinia, Merulinidae. Gene Ontology annotation, cellular component: late endosome; early endosome. The record is from RefSeq and is a predicted model, not a curated record.
CUAGACAUUUAUAUAAAUAGAGGGGUACACGUGUCUCAUGAUCGAGGUUUUGGGUCGCUGAAAAAUGUCCUAGAUACGGAGGAAAAACGCUUAAUUUAUACACUUCUAUUGUUAUAAUGGCCGAUUUCGGCCGGGUCUUCAAUGUUGUUCAACGUCCUUUCAUGGUUCAACCGUAGAACCAUUUUAGCUGGCCUGGUAACGUUUUCAACAUCCAGGCUUCGCCAGGUUUGUUAUAUGUUACAGAGGAUAGGGAUCGUUGGCUAUGCCCCAUGCUCUUGCUAGGAUCAGUUUACAUACAUGUAAGCAUACACAUGCAUUAUCUUUCAGACAUUCGUUUGUUUCAGAUAUUCGCACACACGUUUCACAACUUUCAUGUUCUUAAUUUAGUGACACGAAUUUAAUUACUUGUGCGUCUUACAAAUUGUAUUGGUAGCCUUACAAAUGUAAGAGAGCAUGUUGUUUCCAUAGGGAUUUAAGUUCAGGGUAAAUAUUGACAUGUGAUAAAGGUAACCUGCGAAAAACAACCCGUCCUUAGAUUGACACAAAAACGGUUUAAUUUUAGAACGCCCUCGGUUGGUUGAAAACGGGGUUUUAAAAUGACUAUUUUUUCCUUUUUUUUUCCAUAGAAAAGCUUAAUUUCCAUAAAGAUUAAUCAGUUCUUUCAAAAAUUACUCUUUAAAUUGAAAAUAGACAAGGCUUCUCUUGUUACGAAGUACGAGAUAAUUUGUCGAGUCAGUAAAAACUUCAAUAUUGAAAGACAGACAGUUUGUUGUUAUUCCAGCUGAAAGAUGGAUUUUGGCCAAGAAACCCAUUAAAAGUUAAAAAGUAAAUAUGCUUCGCUUAAAAAAUAAUACUGCGAACCUUAACAGAUUUUAGUCCUUAAAAUGGAUUUCUCUGAAAAAGUAUCUUUUCUUUUUCUGUUAUUCACAGCUGGAUAAGAGUUGUGGAUAGGCGUUUUAAUGAUCAGCGGUUGAGCACAAUGGCAGCUGCAUGUGAUCAUUGUUACAUGUGCAGUGAAGUGAACUGCAGUCUCAUUUGAAUUGGAAAUUGAAAUUGUCCACGAGUGAGGACCAAAAUAAAACAAAAACACCUAACACAACAUCUAAAUGUGCUUGACACCUGAGUCGAAACUGAAAUGUACUCGAGCGUGACACGAUGCAAUAUAUACAAUGGUGCCGAGAAGCUAAUACAGAGGUUCUGACAACAGUAAGAAUAUUAUUUUUUUUCAAAAACAAUGCACAUGGCUGAACACACAGGAACAGAUAUCGACGACAACGAUCAUAAAUUUGAAUCUUUUCAACCGAUUGAAGAAUUAGACAUUCACGCUCCGAUCGUCGGCUACGAAGUUGUGGAAGCAAGAAAACGAUUUACGGUGUACCAGAUCUUUGUGCAACUGGCAGGAGAGCGAAGCUGGCAUGUUUUCCGACGAUAUUCCGACUUCGUUCGCUUGGACGAAGGAUUGAGAAAGCUCUUCAACGAUUUUCACGGCAUCCUUCCACCUAAAAAGUAUUUUGGGGACAAUUUUGAUCCUGCUUUCAUCGAAAUGAGAAAGCAAGGACUUCAAGAGUACAUCGACAACGUUAUCAUAAGACAAGACGUUAUAUCAGCACGGCCGGCUGUGGAGUUCUUUUGCUUCGACGAUCCACCCGGACCGCACGAUAGCCUUGAAGAAAGUAGAGCGUUCAUUGAAACGUUAGAAGACACAGUGAAUGAGAUGAGGAACAGACAUCAGGAACUAGCGUCGGAGAUCAGGCUGGUGAAGUCCCAGCUUCGCCAGUCUCAAGCACAGAAGCAAGCGCUUUUGAUUGCAUUGCGGUCCGAGCGCGUGUUGAAUGGAAAACCAUCGCACGACGACGACGAUUUUCAACUUCUGUCUGAGUAUGCCAGACUGCCAGAGGUGGCACAACUUGAUUUCAAACUUUUCUCGAGGAGUAAUUUAAGAAUUAACGAGGAAACCUCGCGGCAAACGCAUCGUUUGAGAUCCAACCGGUUUCCAACUUCCACAGCAGCUAGUCAAUGGGAUCUUCGAGUUGAGACGGCUGAGGGAUUGGCUAAGCGAACGCCACCUUUACAAGGUAGAAGGACACGUUCUACCUCAGAUCUGUCACAUUCAAGAAAUCAUAGAAAGCGAAAUCUGACCCAUUUGCCUUCAAACUCAGGCAGCCGUGGAGAUUUGACGUUAUUAGACAAAUUUAUGACCCAAAGCACGGAGGCACUGCAAUUUAUAAGAAACAGUGUUCGACAGAGAUUAGGUUCAGGUACGCAACCCACCACGGCGGCUGAUGAAUAAAACGGAAUCAUGUGGUUUUUAAGUUUUUGUUCCUACAGUUUAAUGUUACCCUUCAAUUUUGCAGUCAAGCGAAAACGAAGGACAAACAAAUGGAAACUCUUCCUUCCAGGUUUUACUGAACAAAUGCUUUGCGAGAACUACAAUAUAAUAAAUUGCUGAUAUUGGCUUAUGGCAUACGCAAUUUGAUGAAAAUACAUCCACCGUAAUAUUGAGGAGAAAAACCGCAAAAGUUAUACUUCAAAUGAAAAGAAAGUACAAAACAUUACAGUCAGAAAUUUAAUACUUGCAUGCGAAAUAAAGCUCACAUUCAUGUUGCAAGGGUGUCACAAAUGCCAAUGAAUUAAAAAUUAAGCAUCUUUUCGAGAGAAACAAGAAUCUUCCACCAAUUUCGAAGUGAUGCUAAGCUCUCUUUCUAGAACUAUCAAAGUACACGACACUUUGGCAUAAAUGGUAUUCCACAGCUUCAGAUCUCCGUGCAAACUAAGAAAGAUUGAAUAUUUUCGUGCCAACUCGGUAAAUAAAAAAAGGACUAAACCAGACGAACGUUUAACAUAUCAAGGGAGGGAAGAGUUUGUACCUGCUGUUAAUAUUGUAUAUUAAUCAUGCCAAGAACCGCCUACCAUUAAAAUGUACUCUUUCCAAAACUAAAACUCUGAUUAAAAAGGGUCUUCUCGAAA